UGUCCUGUAUGUAUGUAUAUACAAUGUGCAAUUAUUGGGAUCGGGCAUCGUAGUGUAUGUCCACGUUGUAGAACGGUGUCUUGAAAAAUCGUAUAAUCGUAGCUAAAAUCUAAAUCGUGGCCAUUCUCAAGCUUCUUUUCUUUUUUUCGAUUUUCUCGUAAGAUCUAUCCUAUCCAAGUUUUUUUUGGUGCGUACUUUUAUUCUACAAAGGGAUUUUAUCAUCUGUUAAAUCAGUUCAAAAAUUAAUUUAUUUUGUAAUGCGAUAAUCGGUAUUUAGAAUCGUCUUAAACGAGAAAGAAUGAUGCUUGCGAAUAUUGCAAGCAUGUGGGAUGCAAGAUGAUGUUUGUAUACAAAAAAGAUUACCUUCCAAACUUUUUACAAAACGUAGACAAGUCACAAGAUAACUUUCAUACGCUAUAAACAACAUCUCCGAUUAGACAAUUAUCGUUUGGUGAAGACUUCCUAUCAAGUAUUGUAUUUAAAAAAAGAGUUCGAGGGACAUGGCUGGUACCAUGAGACAGUUGGAGGAGCGUCAGCUCCCAGCAGAAGUGACGACGAUGCUGUGGUCACCAAAAAUGGAUCUUUUAGCAGUUAGCAAUGUCAAAGGUGAAGUCGUCCUUCAUAGACUCACAUGGCAGAGAGUAUGGUUGUUAAGCCCUCCAGAUGAAUCCGAUACCACUGCUCAUUUGGCAUGGAGGCCAGAUGGAAAGCUGCUUGCAGUAUGCUAUGGAAUUUCCAAGCUAUCGUGUCUUGUUGACGUCGAGACUAAAAAUAUUAUUCAUAAAACUAAAUUACCUACAAAUGAAAUGACUGUUUGUGUUAAGUGGUUAUCGUUGUCUAAUACUGAACAUGAAAGUUUAUUGACAAGUGAUAAAACUAAUAAACCUACAGGCGAAUACCUGCCACCUCUGCCUAGUUUAAUCAGAAGUUAUAGUACAGAACCUGAACGAAAAGAAUUUUUAUCCCAUACUCUAGAUAUGCUGUUUAUUGGUCAAAAAGAUGGUACAGCCUUAAUGUAUAUUUUUGGCAUGUUUUAUUGUGGCACCAUAACUGUAGGCCAUGGACCAAUCUUGCAGAUCACAGGUGGAUAUAAUAAUCCAAUAUGGAUUACAUGGAAGGAUAAUAACUCUAUUAAGACAACUAGAGUAUCUUGUCCAUUAUUUGAAAGAAGCACAGCAUUUCUCAAGGUUGCACAAACUCAAGCCAAUAUAGAAUGCUUGAAAGAUUAUCUCUCACGUACCUUGAUGGCCACAUGUGAAGCUUGGGAGACAAUACUCUUGGAAAUGGAUGAAAAACUCACAAGAUAUUCAGAAACAAAUCAAUCUGGUAUUAUGUCUGCAGACUUUUUAGAAUUAUUGAUGAUCGGAAUACCCACGAAAAAUUUAGAAACUUUUUUACUAAGAGAUCUCACAGAGAAAGGGUUAAAAAAAUUUGGACAUAGUAUCGAAAUGUGUUACAGUAACAUACAGAAACUAGUCUCAAAAAAUUUAACUAGUGUUGGUAUGGCCUUAGUUUAUCAAUUAUCUGAAUUAAGAGGAAUGGUAAGAGUAGGUGGCACAUAUGAAGCCUUAGGAUUACGUGAUGAAACACUCGUAACUAAUGCUAUAAAUGAAUCCGAGGCUUUCCUGGCAAAAUCUUACGAGAUCGAGCAAGUUAUAGAUCAAAGUAUGCGCAAUUACAAAGCAUUUUUCCGGUGGUUAUAUGUAGCCAUUCUCCAAUUAACAGAUGAAAGAGCACCAUCGGAAGUGAGUCGUGUGAGUCAGCAAGAAUUAACAUUUAUUGCAGAAUUUCUAAGUGACUUUGACAAGCCAAGAGCGAAUGGCAAAGUAAAUUUAGAAAAAUUGGGUCAAUAUUUGCGUCGUGAAAAUCUGCAGACUCCCCUGACUUCAGAAGGAAGCGAAUGGGCUGCUAUGCUCGAUACAACCGAUUGUUUGCGUAAUUACGCACAUAUAGUAAAACAAGAUUUUAAUUUAUCUUUAUUACAAUCUCAUGUAAAAUUAGUCGCUGCUGUAGAAAAUGUUUUUGCUGAAGCCUAUCAGAGUUUAGUUGAUCACUUUGUGAUGAACUCUGUUUCUUUACCAUUAUUUACGUCUCUCAUGUCUUCGCAAAUUGUAACAAACGAUGGAAAUCUUUUGUUAGCUAUGCACGAUAGUGACAGCAAAUUUUUAAAAAUGUUUAAUAUAAAGUAUUUACCUAUGGAACCUAUAUCUCUUGGUUCAAAGAUGAUCACAAUAGAUGUGAGUCAUAAGCAAGGAGAAUAUCCAAAAGAAAGUAUUGAUACUGUGAUAGUAGAUCUCCAGUUUUAUUCGCAAGAUUAUCUUAGCUUGCUUGUAUUAAAUAAACAAACCCAUGCAUCGUCCCUGAUACAAAUGCCUUUACAUAGCAUAUCUGUGCUCGAUUAUCAAGACAAUGAUGCAGUAAUAUCGAUAACCGAUUUCAUCGGUAUGACUUGGCCAAAACCAUUUCAAGGAAUAUCUGCGAGACGACUUGCAGUCAGUGGUCCUCGGAAAGUAGCUGCUAUUUUAAGUGAAAAUAAUAGGAAGAUUCGUUUACUCGAAACUGAAGCGGAACCUGAGGACGAAGAAGAUGAGGAGGAGGAAGAAGGACGUUUUGUAGAAAAUAUGAUGGAUACUACACCUGCUGCACAUUUUUCUGCAGAAACAAUAAAAACUGACGUACAAGAGUUCUACAAAGAAGAAAGCUGAAGUAGAAUAUAUUUAAGGGAAAUCGACGUCAAAAACAGCAUUAUCCAUUCCAAUGUUUUCGAUGCCUGAUGAAACACCCGGUGUAUUAUCUGGCGUAUAGCGUACUGGAGAAUUUUCUCUCGAUUCCUCCAGAUCUGUAAAAAAAAUGAAAGUUUAUCUUAUUUUUAAUAUGAAAGUGCAUCUUUUUUGUACCAUAACUUUUAUUAAAAAAUUACCAAAGAA
Messenger RNA from Solenopsis invicta (red fire ant), 2927 nucleotides. RefSeq names its product anaphase-promoting complex subunit 4 (gene APC4). NCBI's taxonomy places the organism in Eukaryota, Metazoa, Arthropoda, Insecta, Hymenoptera, Formicidae. Gene Ontology annotation, molecular function: protein binding. Gene Ontology annotation, biological process: positive regulation of mitotic metaphase/anaphase transition; anaphase-promoting complex-dependent catabolic process; protein K11-linked ubiquitination. The record is from RefSeq and is a predicted model, not a curated record. The transcript is spliced from 8 exons. The coding region runs from base 501 to 2705 and encodes 734 amino acids. Gene Ontology annotation, cellular component: nuclear periphery; anaphase-promoting complex.